CCCCAAACCAAAGUCCCAACCACCCUCUCUGUGAGAGGGAGACGUUAUAUCUUCUCCCUUCGAGCCCACGCCUCCACCGCGUCGCCAUUGAACCUUUCCCUUUCUCUCUUUCCCUUUCUCCUCAACCAAUCCAAUCCAAUAAAACCUUACAGACUCGUCCUCGAAGAUGAGGAGGAAGAAGAAGAAGCAGCAGCAGCAGAGGAAGCAUAAGAAGAAAACGAAGGGGAGGAUGAUGAUGGGGAACCGCUAGCGCUGUUACUGGUUUCCCCGCCACUUUUGAUCGGAUUGCCGGCUCAACAUUUCCGGAUCUCGUCGAUUCUCUCUGCACGCGGCGAUCUGUGUUGUUCCGGUUCGCAGCUAGAACGCAGUCAACGGAAAUGACGGACGGGGCCGGUUUUCCAGGCUUGCAACGGGGCAAGUCGGAGCUUCACCGCCGGAUCUCGGCUGCCUCCGUUUCCUUCCUUGCGUCCCGCUACUGCUCCGUCCUCCUGGUCUUAUGGAUCGUCGGGUUCGCGUCGGUAUUCUUCUGGCAGCGGGGCGCGGGAGACGGGCUGCGGGUUUUCCUGUGGGCGACCGCCGGGGGAUUCCAGUCGGCGCCUGGCGUUCGGUACAGAGUGUUCAACUUGGAGGACUUUGGGGCAGUCGGGGACGGGCUGACGGUGAACACUGCGGCGUUUGAGAGGGCGGUGGCGGAGAUUGCGAAGCACUCCAGAUGGGGCGGGGCCCAGCUGACUGUCCCUGCUGGUGUCUGGCUCACGGCGCCCUUCAACCUGACCAGUCAUAUGACGCUGUUCCUAGCUGCGGAUGCGGUAAUUCUGGGGAUCGAGGAUGAAGAGCUCUGGCCGCUGAUGCCCGCAUUGCCAUCAUAUGGAUAUGGGAGGGAGCAUCCUGGACCUCGAUACGGCAGUUUGAUCCAUGGCCAAAAUCUCAAGGAUGUCGAAAUAACAGGCCAAAAUGGCACGAUUGAUGGACAGGGCCAUGUAUGGUGGCGGAAGUACCGGCAAAAACUUCUCAAUCAUACUAGGGGUCCUCUUAUCCAGAUUAUGUGGUCAACUGACAUAAGGAUCUCAAAUAUCACUCUGCAAAAUUCGCCUUUUUGGACUCUGCAUCCCUUUGACUGCAAGAACGUAAACAUCUCAGGGGUCACAAUUUUGGCUCCUGUACAUGAUGCUCCCAACACGGAUGGGAUCGAUCCAGAUUCGUGUGAGAAUGUAGUCAUUGAGAACUGUUACAUUAGCGUUGGUGACGAUGGAAUUGCUAUAAAGAGUGGCUGGGACCAGUAUGGGAUUGCAUACAAUCGUUCAUCCACUAACAUUUAUAUUCGGAAUCUUGUUGUCCGUUCAAUGGUAAGUGCUGGUGUAUCCAUUGGUAGUGAGAUGUCUGGGGGCAUUUCUAAUGUCUCCAUGGAGAAUAUACAUGUCUGGAACUCGAAGCGUGCCAUCAGGAUCAAGACUGCACCAGGGAGAGGUGGUUACGUGCGGCACAUUUCCUAUAGGAAUCUGACGUUCGAUGAUGUUCGAGUAGGGAUCCUCGUUAAAACCGAUUACAAUGAGCACCCUGAUGAGGACUAUGAUCCAAAGGCAUUCCCCGUUCUUGAGAAUAUACAUUUCACAGGCGUCCGUGGACAGAGUGUUCGUGUGCCUGUUAGGAUUCAGGGCAGUGAUGACAUCCCCGUGAAAAAUGUGGUCUUCCGAGAUAUGUAUGUUGGAUUACAAUACAAGAAGAAACACAUCUUCCAGUGCUCCUAUGUCGAAGGUCGAGUUUACGGCAGCAUUUUCCCAGAACCAUGUGAGAACCUUGACCGCUAUGAUGAGCACGGGGAGCUGGUUAGUCGCUCAGUGUCACCCAAUGCUACUGACAUUGACUAUGAUUUCUGAUGCGUGGAGGUUCAAGCUUGAUUCCUCCUUCCACGAAGGAAAUGUUUCCUUGUAAAUGGAGCCUGUUUGAACCAUGAGAAGAGCCGCUGCUGGCUGUAAGUGUGGUUUCCAUUCACUUUUAAGAUCUGUUUUACUUUUUUCUUUUUCUUGGUUAUUUUGUACAAAAGAACAUGACUUAUUCAUGUGUAACAAAUGAGAGUAAAAAGCUUAUUCCACUGCCUAAAAACAUUAGCAAUGAGUUCCAUUA
Molecule: messenger RNA, 2124 nt
Organism: Nymphaea colorata (pocket water lily)
Lineage: Eukaryota; Viridiplantae; Streptophyta; Magnoliopsida; Nymphaeales; Nymphaeaceae
Product: probable polygalacturonase
Exons: 5
Coding region: 378-1877 (499 amino acids)
Biological process (GO): carbohydrate metabolic process
Molecular function (GO): polygalacturonase activity
Source: RefSeq, a predicted model, not a curated record